AUGGCAGAGGAGAGUAAAAUGGAAAGAGGGCUUCUCGUGCAGCCGUUGCUAGAGGGAUCAGGUAAUAGUAAUAACAACGAGGAGGACAUGAUGAGCACUGCCGGGAAAUCUUCGCCGCCGGUGGAAGCGACCUCUGCCGCCGUUAUCUUCAGCACUUUCGUAGCUGUGUGUGGUUCCUUCUCCUAUGGAUGCGCUUUGUCAUACUCAUCACCUGCUGAAUCUGGGAUCAUGGAAGAUUUGCACCUCUCCAUUGCUUCUUACUCAAUGUUUGGGUCAGUGAUGGAAGUGGGAGGGAUGAUAGGCGCUCUGUUUUGUGGGAGAAUAACAGCUGUGCUUGGCCGCAAAUAUACAAUGUGGCUUUCCCAGGUGUUCUCCACCAUUGGAUGGCUUGCUAUAGCACUUGCUAAGAAUGAUUGGUGGCUGGUGACGGGAAGGCUCUCGAUUGGGUUUGGAGUUGGGUUCGUCACCUACGUGGUUCCAAUUUAUGUAGCAGAAAUUGCACCCAAAGAGCACAGAGGAUCAUUUUCAUAUGCCAGCCAGUUGCUGGUGAACUGCGGCUUCUCCCUUGUGUAUUUCCUGGGCAAUGUAGUCUCCUGGCGUACCUUGGCAAUCCUCGCACUUGUGCCAGGGGCGUUCCAACUCGUCGGCUUGCCCUUCAUUCCCGAGUCCCCGAGAUGGCUGGCUGGAGUUGGGCGAGUGAAGGAGUUCAAAGCGUCGUUACAGCAACUGAGAAGCAAGAAUGCUGAUAUCUCUCAAGAAGUAGACGAAAUUCAACACUCUGUUGAUGAACUGAAGGACGACCCAAAAGCCAGAGUUGGAGACAUUUUACAGAGGAAAUAUGCCUAUGCACUAACAGUUGGACUUGGUCUAAUGCUUCUCCAACAACUUGGGGGCACUUCAGGAGUUGCAUAUUAUGGCAGCAGUGUAAUCCAAAAAGCAGGGUUUUCGACAACUGUUGGCACCAUAAUUAUUUCUCUAGUCCAGGUUCCUAUAGCAGCUGUUGGGUUAUUCCUGAUGGAUAUUUGUGGAAGAAGACUUCUCCUCAUGGUUUCUGCAGGUGGGAUGAGCAUAUGCAGCUUCCUAGUGGCAUUGUCCUUCGUAUUGCAGGGGCUUAACCUUCUCAGGGGAAUCACUCCUGUUAUGGCUAUAAUUGGCUUGACUGGAUACUUCACAGCUUUCUCAAUUGGAAUGGCAGGAAUCCCCUGGAUCAUAAUGGCUGAGAUAUUCCCCAUGAAUGUGAAGGCUAUAGCUGGGACACUAGUCACAUUAGUCAAUUGGUCAUCCUCUUGGGUCAUGACUUACUCUUUCAAUUUCAUGAUGCAAUGGAGCCCCGCGGCGACUUUUUUUAUCCUAGCUACAACAUGCGCACUCACAGUGGUUUUCACAUUGAAGCUGGUACCAGAAACAAAAGGAAGGACUCUAGAGGACAUACAUAAAUCAAUGAUGCGGCUCGAUUAG
This is a messenger RNA of Linum trigynum, 1458 nucleotides long. The record is from the annotation of a GenBank genome assembly. Lineage: Eukaryota; Viridiplantae; Streptophyta; Magnoliopsida; Malpighiales; Linaceae.